AUGGAAAGUAUCAAGUCAUGGGUGGAUAAGAUGCAAGAAGACCUUGUCACGCUGGCCAAAACAGCAAGUGGAGUCACCCAGCUCGUUGAUAUUUAUGAGAAAUACCAAGAUUUGUAUACUGUGGAACCAAAUAACGCUCGGCAGCUGGUGGAGAUCGCAGCCCGGGAUAUUGAAAAGCUUCUCAGCAACAGAUCGAAGGCCCUGGAGCGUCUGGCUUUGAAGGCAGAGAAAGUGCAGGCGGCCCACCAGUGGCGAGAGGACUUUGCGAGCAAUGAAGUUGUCUACUACAAUGCUAAGGAUGACCUUGAUACCGAAAAGAAUGACAGUGAGCCGGGCAGCCAGAGGAUUAAACCUGUCUUCGUUGAAGAUGCUAAUUUUGGGAGGCAAAUAUCCUAUCAGCACGCAGCGGUCCAUAUUCCCACUGACAUCUACGAGGGAUCAACAAUAGUGUUGAAUGAACUCAACUGGACAAGUGCCUUAGACGAAGUUUUCAAAAAAAACCGUGAAGAGGACCCUACGUUGCUGUGGCAGGUGUUCGGCAGCGCCACUGGCCUGGCCCGCUAUUACCCAGCUUCUCCAUGGGUGGAUAAUAGCAGAACGCCAAACAAGAUUGACCUUUAUGACGUGCGCCGGAGACCAUGGUAUAUCCAGGGAGCGGCAUCCCCCAAGGACAUGCUCAUCCUGGUGGACGUGAGUGGCAGUGUCAGUGGCUUGACGCUUAAGCUGAUCCGAACGUCUGUCUCUGAAAUGCUAGAAACACUCUCAGACGAUGACUUUGUGAAUGUGGCUUCGUUCAACAGCAACGCUCAGGAUGUAAGCUGCUUUCAGCACCUUGUGCAAGCAAAUGUAAGAAAUAAGAAAGUGCUGAAAGAUGCCGUGAACAACAUCACUGCGAAAGGCAUCACAGACUACAAGAAAGGCUUCAGCUUUGCUUUUGAACAGUUGCUUAAUUAUAACGUUUCCCGAGCCAACUGCAACAAGAUCAUAAUGCUGUUCACGGACGGAGGAGAAGAGAGAGCACAGGAGAUAUUUACCAAGUACAAUAAAGACAAAAAAGUGCGAGUCUUCACGUUUUCGGUUGGUCAGCACAAUUACGACCGCGGACCCAUCCAGUGGAUGGCCUGUGAGAACAAAGGUUAUUAUUAUGAGAUCCCUUCCAUUGGAGCAAUAAGAAUUAAUACUCAGGAAUAUCUCGAUGUUCUGGGAAGACCGAUGGUUUUAGCAGGAGAAAAAGCUAGAAAAGUCCAGUGGACAAACGUGUACCUGGAUGCGCUGGAACUGGGCCUUGUUAUUACUGGAACUCUUCCGGUCUUCAACAGAACUGGCCAAUCUGAAAAUGAGACCAACUUAAAGAACCAGCUGAUCCUGGGGGUGAUGGGCGUCGAUGUCUCCCUGGAGGACAUUAAGAGGCUGACGCCGCGCUUCACACUGUGCCCCAAUGGCUAUUAUUUUGCUAUUGAUCCUAAUGGAUAUGUUUUGCUACAUCCAAAUCUUCAGCCAAAGCCUAUUGGUGUGGGUAUCCCAACAGUUAAUCUGAGACAAAGAAGACCCAACGUGCAGAACCCCAAAUCUCAGGAGCCCGUGACUCUGGAUUUCCUGGAUGCAGAGCUGGAGAAUGACAUGAAAGUGGAGAUUCGCAAUAAAAUGAUAGAUGGAGAAAGUGGAGAAAAAACCUUCAGAACUCUAGUGAAAUCUCAAGAUGAGAGAUACAUCGACAAAGGCAACAGGACCUACACGUGGACCCCAGUGAAUGGGACGGAUUACAGUUUGGCCUUGGUAUUACCAACCUACAGUUUUUACUAUAUAAAAGCCAAAAUAGAAGAGACAAUAACUCAGGCCAGAUCAAAAAAGGGAAAAAUGAAGGAUUCAGAAACCCUGAAGCCAGAUAAUUUUGAAGAAUCUGGCUACACAUUCAUAGCACCCAGAGAUUACUGCAAUGACCUUAAACCAUCUGAAAACAACACUGAAUUUCUUCUAAAUUUCAAUGAGUUUAUUGACAGAAAAACUCCAAACAACCCAUCAUGUAACACAGAUUUAAUUAACAGAGUCUUGCUGGAUGCAGGUUUUACCAAUGAACUUGUUCAAAAUUACUGGAGUAAGCAGAAAAAUAUCAAGGGAGUCAGAGCGCGGUUUGUGGUGACGGAUGGUGGGAUUACCAGAGUUUAUCCCAAGGAGGCCGGAGAAAAUUGGCAGGAAAACCCAGAAACCUACGAGGACAGCUUCUACAAGCGGAGCCUGGAUAACGACAACUACGUCUUCACCGCUCCCUACUUUAACAAAAGUGGACCUGGUGCCUAUGAAUCAGGCAUUAUGGUAAGCAAAGCUGUAGAAAUAUACAUCCAAGGAAAACUCCUUAAGCCUGCAGUUGUUGGAAUUAAAAUUGAUGUGAAUUCCUGGAUAGAGAACUUCACCAAAACCUCAAUUAGGGAUCCGGUCAUGGACUGUGUGAUUCUAGAUGACGGUGGGUUUCUUUUGAUGGCAAAUCACGACGACUACACGAAUCAGAUUGGACGAUUUUUUGGAGAGAUUGACCCUAGCCUGAUGAGACACCUGGUUAAUAUAUCAGUGUAUGCUUUCAAUAAAUCGUAUGAUUAUCAGUCAGUGUGUGAGCCCGGCGCUGCCCCCAAGCAAGGAGCGGGACAUCGCUCAGCACAUGUGCCUUCCAUAGCAGACAUACUGCAGAUCGGCUGGUGGGCCACUGCCGCUGCGUGGUCUAUUCUCCAGCAGUUUCUCUUGAGUUUGACCUUUCCUCGGAUUCUAGAAGCAGUGGAGAUGGAAGAAGAGGACUUCACUGCCUCACUGUCAAAGCAGAGCUGCAUCACUGAACAAACCCAGUACUUCUUUAACAAUGACAGCAAAUCCUUCAGCGGUGUCCUGGACUGCGGGAACUGCUCCAGGAUCUUUCAUGUAGAGAAGAUUAUGAACACCAACUUAAUAUUCAUCAUGGUCGAGAGCAAGGGCACUUGUCCAUGCGACACCCGGCUCCUCAUCCAGGCUGAGCAGACUUCUGAUGGUCCGGAUCCCUGUGAUAUGGUUAAGCAACCCCGAUACCGCAAGGGGCCUGACGUCUGCUUUGACAACAGUGAGAUGGAGGACUACUCAGACUGUGGCGGUGUUGCUGGGCUAAGCUCAUCCCUGUGGUCCGUGCUCGGAUUCCAGUUUCUGCUCCUCUGGCUGCUGUCUGGCAGCAGACACUACCUAUUGUGACCUUCUGAAACCCACACCAUGUCAUUAAAGUCAAGACCUGGCCAGAAUAGGAGCCCUGGAUGACGUCACAGUAGGGUCACCUGUGGAGUCAGCGACACGUUAGCUGGACCUUUACCGUGGCGUAUCUAAGGCACACACCUGUGGGGCGCCCAUGGGCUGCACGUGGGGGUGUGCGACCACGUACUUGUGUGAAUGCCACACCACCUUCAUGGAACAUCGAAGCAAACAGUCUCUUUGUGCUCUGCUGGGAAUUGGGAGUUGUCGCCUUGCUAGUGAGGCAUAGAAGGGCUCCCCACACGAUUAUUUAUGAAGCGUAAAAAACCUUUUGAUUUUGACCAGGAAUUUCAACUUGCUGCAGAUUUACCAAGAAAAUCUGUCAGGAGAAAUAGUUAGUUUUGCCUUCAUUUAUCCUUCUAGUAAAAGUUAAUUCCUACUUUGAGUAGUUCCUGACUAAAGAGGGACAGAGAGGGAGAGAAUUUACAGUGGUCUGAAUUGCUAAAAUAGAUAUAACGGCUAAUUUUCUACAGAAAUUUUGCCAAGAAAAAAAAUGCCUUAUGCAGAAUGAUUUCCCUGCCAAAAAUAAAACACAAUUGAUAUCCAGUUAAGGGGGGUAAUGAAUUGAUAGCUUGAAAAAUAAUAGCUAAGCAAUUGUUAAACUAAAGGUGCUUGAGGGUGAAAUCUGGAUAUAUUUUCUCAUAAAUAUAAGCCCUAGAAAGCUCUGAUGUAAUGUUCCUUUUGUUCACAGUACGGUCAUAUAGUGCUAGCCAGAUACUAGCAAAGCUCUUUAGAGAAGCUCGCUGGGGGAGGGGAAGUGUUUUUCUUGUGACAAAUGAACUAGGGUUACAAGGGUAUUUUGCAUGAUGCUGCUGCCGCUAUCUUAACUUUUUGGUUUGUUUUUCUCUUAUUGUAGAGUGUAGUCUAUUGAGAAGUUACCUGAGUGACAUUGCUGUCGUGUAAGAAUCUGAACUUUGCAGUGUAAAUGCACCUAAGUCAGCUUUUAAAAAUGUUGUGAAGCUACUCUGAAUAUACUGUGCUGUAGCACAGGAGGAGGGCUGGGGACUCGCGAGAUGAGAGUCAGUGGAUUUUAUACAGAUCCGUGCUUUUGCCUGAAAACCUAUGUACAGAUAUUUUAAGUACAUAAAUCAGAUUUAACACAUUUAUUUUUUGAAAAGUACAUAUAUGUUCUCAAUGAAGCUACAUCCUAGGUUUCCUGUUUGUUCAUUGCACCGGGGCAUGGACAGCCUGAGCUCCGGCCUCCAUUUUUGAUGCUAUGAUCAUUUGGCCGAAGUCCCACGCCAUUUGAUAAGGGUUUUAUAACAAUCUGAACAAAGAGGAAACCUCGGAACUCUGUGUAUGCACAUGAACACUUGAUUGUGAAUAACAAAAUUUGUUUUUAUACAACCUCAUUGGUGAAAAUGCUUAGUGUAGUAAAUCAGAUAUUUCAUUAUAGAGUAAUAUGGUAUCAAAAUAUUAUUUAUGCUCUUAAGAAUUAUUUUCAGGAGUAAACAGUAUUUGAAGAAAGGGUGAAAACAAUGAAUGUGUAACUCUAGGAAUAGUUUAUAAUUUUAUUGAAGGCUGAAAGUAUGCAGAUAUUUUUUAUGAAAAAAUGCAUUUUUCUUCACCCAAUCAUGCCAAAUAUUGGUGUGUGUAUAUGCUGGAAAUUUUCUUAAGUAUAAUUUUAACAUCAAAGUUAUCUACAUUACCCAGCAUGCUUUUGUAUGUUCUAUGUAUCAAAGUUUUAGUCCCUGCUUUAUCAAUGUUUAAGAUAUAUUGGUUUGUUUUUAGCUUUGCACACAUUUAUAAUCCCCUUGCACCACCAAUAUAUCCUAAAUUCCAUCUGUGGACACUUCCUUUAAGAUUGUUUUUUAAUUUAAAAUAGGGGGGAGGGAGAAAUGGAAUCGCUUUGCCAACUGUUGUUCUAAGAGUUGACAUCAGUUACCAUUUCUAAUGCAUUGUUGUGAUUUUUUUAGUCUAUUCAAAACUUAUAUUGACAUUUUAGAAAACACCAAAGUGAUUUUUAAAAAGUUACAAUAUGUUUAAAUCAUGUUGUUUGUUAGUUACUAUUUAAAUCUUACUGUUAACUUUUGCUAGAAUUUUAAAUCGUGAGCGUGUUGGGAAGGGGAUAUCAAAAUAAAAAUUGUUAGCUUAUGUCAAUAAAUGAUGCGCAUUAAAACAAAUGAUUGCUUCCAGCAUACAACAGACUACCUUAAGAUUACGUUUAAAGUCCACUCGAUAUGUUUUCCUGGCCAAUGUCAUUUGUACUGUAUGUCUUCAUCACUGGAUUAUUGUCGUGUUUCCAUGUGUCAGCUCAGCAUCCCUCCACAGGGCUCCAUUGGAUUGCAGUUCUGUAUAACAGCAGCCACACACAGGGUCAGAGAUUGGGUAAGAACUUGCUCUCAGCCUGCAACUUGUUUUCAGGGUCAGUACAGGUCAUCCUGGGGUUAGCACACUUUUUUCAAAGGACAGUAACAUUCAUGCCACCCAAUUGUUAUGCUAAAUUUGCUAUUUUUCUGUGAAUUCUGUUGACUUUGUAACUCAAAGUCUGAUGUUAAUAAUGAUUUUCAAAUACUGAGCGGUCCAGGUGAUCAUCGAAAAGCUCCCGAACCGUUCUUCCACUUUUACGUGGUUCUGCGCUUGUGCAGCUGAAUGUCGUGCGUCACUAAGGCAUCGUGAUGAGGCGUUUGUCCUCCGUUACAGGACAGAGGUCUGCAUUAAUCAUUUCUUUAUCAUUUCUUCAUUUGAACAACCAGCAUUACUGCCAAACACCAACCGUAGUCCACAUUUGUAACAGGUUUUUAACAUGACAUAGUUAGCACGUUUGAUUGAAGAGAUUUUUAGGUCCUGGGCCUAUAGGAUUUUAGUAUGAUCUUUUUUCAUGUUUGUAAUGCUUGAGGCAUUAUUGCUUAACUUGGAAAAAAAAAAAAAA
This is a messenger RNA of Octodon degus (degu), 6133 nucleotides long. RefSeq names its product calcium voltage-gated channel auxiliary subunit alpha2delta 1 (gene Cacna2d1). Gene Ontology annotation, cellular component: L-type voltage-gated calcium channel complex. Bases 1 to 3207 code for a protein of 1068 amino acids. NCBI's taxonomy places the organism in Eukaryota, Metazoa, Chordata, Mammalia, Rodentia, Octodontidae. Gene Ontology annotation, molecular function: voltage-gated calcium channel activity. The transcript is spliced from 39 exons. The record is from RefSeq and is a predicted model, not a curated record.